CUAAUCCUUGUCCAUGGACACUAAUGUCAAUGCGCCGCUGCUAGUGUCCUAAGAAAGGCGGCGAACAGCCCCGGCGUUCAUGGCGCCGCCCGCUGCCGGAGAGCCCAAAUGCUACUUUAUCUCCCGCUCCCUUCUUCUCCGGUUAUCCAAGCUGAUUCGAGAAACCCUAUCGCGAACCCUAUACGCCCCUCCGGUAGGAUCCAACGUCUCCAUAAAAUUGAUCCUCGAGUCCCUCCUCCCUUGCGAGGGCGGGCCUCCGGCGGAGGGAUUCCCGAAGGAGGUAAUGGAUUUCGUUCUCUGCUGUGCAGCCCUAGCUGCGGCGGAGGGCGAUGACUCCCCGACACUUUUCUGGGUUACCAAAGAUCUCAUAUUAGCGGCGAAAUUGUCUUUGCGGGAGUUAUCGAGAGCUGCUUCAUUUGGGUCGGAGAGGGAGAUGCUUGUCGAGCUCAUGCCAGACGUGUUGUCAGUGGUGAAGGGGGUGAUAAAAGAGAGCAGUGUGGAUACGAAGUCGGAGGAUAUCUUCGCUAGCUCCGCCAAGACACCGGUGGAUUAUGCUAUUGUCGCGGCCCACCAGUUCAGAUGGCUUGUUUCGCAGGUUGCCUACCCUGAUUUGGGCAAGUUGUUGUGGUUGGUCACUCCGUGUGCUCUGACAUCUUUGGAUCACUGGUCAGCGGCAGUGAAGGAACAAGGUAUUUCCAGCUUUAUACACAUAGUGAAGAAUGUCAAUGCAGCUGAAUUAAGUUGGUAUGAGGAAGCAAUACUCGACGUAUGCUGCAGCAACAUUCCUGCAGCUGAUGAACUAUGGCAUCGUGUUAUUGAAAUAUCUGUGCUUUUGUUGACAUCUACACAGAAAGCAAAUCCUCGCAGCCCUUGGUUUGAGAGGAUGCUGAAUGAAAUGCUAAGCCAUUUGGAGCGCCAACCUUUUAAUAAGGAACGCCGUGUUUCAUGGCUUUCUCAAAUUGAGCCAGUUUUUAGUGUAAUGGGUCUUUUCAUACUAGCACACUUCCGCAGGAUUUUUCCUCUCUUCUUCCAGUGGAUGCAUGCUGAUGAUGAGGACACCAUUCUCCUGGUUCUGGGACGGCUCCAUACUAUUAUUAAGUUAACGUGGAUACGGAAAUCACCACACUUUGAAAGGUUGGUGGAUGAAUUGACUCUUUUAUACAAGGAGACGGCUGUAAGAAAGAACCGAGAAGUUAUUCGUCACCAAAUUCUUCGACUGUUGGUGUUGCUACAACAGUGCAAAGGAUUGCAGUUUGAAAAAGCCUGGGACAAGCACAAGAAUGAUCCAGACUUAACCAUGAUGGUAUCCUCCUUUAACAAUCUCCUAAACGAGACUCAAACGACAAGUACAAGCUAGCCGUGAUGCCUCGCAGUAUACUACUAUACACGAAAAGUUAUGUUCCAAAAGCUGCCCAAAAAGAGAAAAAUGAGAGCUUUCAAAGUUGAUAGAACUUAAAACCCUAAAGAGUUCUCACAAGGGCACUAUUGAAGCUUUUGAAUGCUAUUUCCUCUGAUUGACUAUGAAUAUAGUUUCGAUUAGGAUUAA
Zingiber officinale is the source of this 1546-nucleotide messenger RNA. RefSeq lists its product as uncharacterized. The transcript has 8 exons. Bases 80 to 1357 code for a protein of 425 amino acids. Lineage: Eukaryota; Viridiplantae; Streptophyta; Magnoliopsida; Zingiberales; Zingiberaceae. The record is from RefSeq and is a predicted model, not a curated record.